Molecule: messenger RNA, 481 nt
Organism: Rotaria socialis
Lineage: Eukaryota; Metazoa; Rotifera; Eurotatoria; Philodinida; Philodinidae
Source: the annotation of a GenBank genome assembly
AUGAUUUGUUUUGUUUUUGCUAUUAUCUUAUGUGUAUCAGCUGCGCCGAUACCAUAUAAAUCGUUUCAAGAUUAUCAAGGCACGGGAAAGUUGAUUCCCGUUUCACGGCAUGUAACAGGAUUCAACACAACAGCUGUUCCUGUUAGCAGAGUGUUGGAGCCCUCGUUUAUGGGGAAGAUUAUAGAAGAAGUGAUUUCUAAUGCACUUAAAGUGAUUUUAAGUGCUCUAGUUUCAGGGAGUUGCAUUUGCACGUGCUUUUGUAGCAUGAAGUAUGUUCGAAACGGUUGUGUGUGCAAGGUAAUAUUUCUAUAAAUUCGCAUAUAAUAUUAUUAACUCGAUUGUUUUAGAAAGAGUGGUUCCACCCAAAGUCGAUGGCUGAUUAUAGACGUCGUAAAAAUCAAACACAAGGUUUUUUAUUUUCUUUCUGUCUAAUAUGUGUUGCAAUCUUUUUUUUAGAUCAUCAAGUGUACGAAAUGCAGGU